CGCGGACAAGAGACGUGCCCCGCGCGUGGUGCAGAGUGGGCCAUCGGUUCUCUGCACGGCUGGCCCCGGUGGUCUGAAGCUAUGUACGGGACUGGGCCUUGUGGUUAGUCGCAUUUGGUGCGUCUCGCACGAAUUCCUUUCCCCGUCUUGGUGGUUGGUGGGCAAAGAGCAAGGUGAGCUGCGAGAACAGCACCGGCACCGGGGCUGCUUCCUGUUCCGGCUGUCGAUGCUCAUGCCGAACCUCGGAGUGACGACGGAGGCGGGGUUGGACUCUGGAACGAUCUCAGCGGCAACGGGUCCAGAGGUGUGCGAGCCGCCGUUCGUUUUGGGCGAGGGUGGUGACGCUUCUCGCCGGAUUCGGCCGUCGAAGCGCCCUCGCCGGACAUUCGUCUGUUGGAUCAAGUGGUGGACUUGGCUGAUGUCCAGUCAUCCAGUGCUUCCUGCAAGAGCUUCAGUGCUGGUGGCGGAGAUGUGGCAUCCGCAAACCCUGGGUGCGCGACUCAUGCCGUCGUCUCGCACACAUCCGCCGAGUCCAGCCGCCGCAGUGCCGCGUCGGAUUCCUGCACGGCAUUCAGUUCUGGGGGCGUGUACCUGCCGUCGGCGCGAGACUGCGACAAUACGCCGACCAAGAGGUCCUCGUGCGCCAGAUGAGAGAUCUGUAGUAGUUGAUCAUGUGCCGCCGCUUGAAGCUGCAAUUAGAGGAUUCGCUGAUAGGGGGACUGAGGUGGUCGUCAACCCGGUGCUUGGCACCAUUUUUGAUUCGCUGGCAGAGGCGUACGAAUUCUACAAUCUCUAUUCCUGGGUUGACAAAUACAAGCUUCACAACAACACUUUCCUCAUACAAAUUUUCGAGGUUCGUCACAAGUGGGCGAAGCCUUAUUUUAGUGGCAAGUUAUGUGCGAAGCAAACCAGUACGCAAAGAAGCGAGAGUGCAAACCAUUUGUUGAAAGGCUACAUCCCGCCUGCAUGCCCCAUGAACCUUUUUGUGAAGCAAUAUAGCAAAUUGCAGUUCGACUGAAGAUGAAGAAGGAUUCCAAGAGAAGAGAACGAGGCUGGGUGGGGUAGUUCUCCGAUACAAUUACCCUUUGGAGGAGCAUGCAAGUAAAGUCUAUACCCGGACAAUGUACGAGAUGUUUGGCCAGGCUUUGUAUCGCUCUGGUAGGUAUGAUAUUGAGGAAGUUGAGCGGGGCAUCACCUACCACGUGCGACAUGUUGAAGCUGAGAAGCGAGAGAAGUGGUGCCGUGAAAUGCAUGUGGUCAGUGUCCAUGAUGGUUGUGCUAGGUACACAUGCGAAUGUGGGCUCUUCGAGCACAUGGGGAUGCUUUGUUGCCAUGCUAUCAAGGUUUUAAUUCAUUUGGGAGUGAGAAAAAUACCCAGAUUCCAUGUCAUGAAAAGGUGGACAGUAGAUGCCCGCGACAAUUCGCCACUUCACCUUCUCCAUUACCAAAAGGAUCAAGGGCCUCCGCGGUUAUCCUCCUACAGGCAUACAGCACUACACCUGACCGUGCUCGAGUUUGUCCAUCUUGGUGAUAGCAAUGUCGAUGCCUUUGAUAGAGCAAUGGACAUCUUGAUUGCAGGCAAGGCAGAGCUGACUGUUUUGGCGGCGGUCAAGGAUGGCAAAAGUUUGGUGGACCAAACUCAAAUUGGGGAAUCAGCCAAUCCCACUCAGAGGAUGGGCACAAGUUCUUCGCACCCAGACGACAUGUGUUCUCAGAUGUUCAUCUCCACCGAGUGUGGGCUUAGUUCAGUUUCUGGUGAAGCUGGCUCCAGUAUGUCACUGUCGACGUUGCUGCCGUCUGAUAGGAAGAAGCAGAAGGGUAGGCCAACCACAGUGAGGGACAAACCUGGAUAUGAGGUCAAGGACGCGCGAUCGAGGUUUUGUACGGUUUGUAGGGAGAAAGGGCACCCCGCAGGGGUGAUCUUCCGAAAAAACCUCGCAAAAUCCCUACCUGCGGCAAUUGCGGUGUAGCUGGGCACAAAAAAACCAGUUGUUUCAACCCGGUCUUGCCGUUUGUGAAGCGGCCUCGCGACGGGCCAGUAGAGUGAUGUUCGGUUCAGCGCUUGAAGCAGGUACUUCCUCCGUUCGGAAUUACUUGUCGCGAAAAUGGAUGUAUCUAGAACUAAAAUACGUUUAGAUACAUCCAUUUCUGCGACAAAUAAUUCCAAACGGAGGGAGUAGUUGAAUCCAAAAAUCCAAUCCAGAGUAGUUCGAUUUCCUGCAUUUAUGCUUAAUUUGGGACUGUGAUCUGUUUUUCCAAUAAGCUUUGUGCCUUGCUGGAUGGCAGUUUAAUUUGAAUUCAUGCUAUUACUCUUA
Molecule: messenger RNA, 2315 nt
Organism: Triticum dicoccoides
Lineage: Eukaryota; Viridiplantae; Streptophyta; Magnoliopsida; Poales; Poaceae
Exons: 5
Coding region: 1122-1970 (282 amino acids)
Molecular function (GO): zinc ion binding
Source: RefSeq, a predicted model, not a curated record